Prorocentrum cordatum is the source of this 3012-nucleotide messenger RNA. The record is from the annotation of a GenBank genome assembly. Lineage: Eukaryota; Dinophyceae; Prorocentrales; Prorocentraceae.
GCAGCGGCGCGCGAGGCGGAGCGGGCGCUCGCCUGCGCUCGCCAUCUCUCGGGUUGCCUGGCGGACCUUCCUCGGCUCUACGGGGAGGUCGGGACGCCCGCGGGGCGCGUGCAGCAGCUGCAGGAGGAGCAAGUCCGUCUCAGCGCGGACGCGGGUUCGUUCAACGUGCACACCAUCGGUUUACCGCUCACGGGCGUGCUGAUGCCAGACGGUGACGUCUACGAGGAGGAGCUCGCCAGCGGAGCCGACGGCGAUGGUCCUGACAUGGCGUCGCUGACGUUCAACGACACACCAGCUCGCCAGCGGCCCGCGGGACGGGUGUACCGCUUCCGUGCCUUCCCAACGGAGGCGGAGCUGCUGCGGCUGGAGCGCACUGCCAGGCGCGCCGCCAGGGAUGCAGAUCCUGCCGUCUCGGAGCCACUGUACUAUAUGCAGGACGCCGAGGUGCUGGGCUGCGGAACGACGGCCAGCUUUGGGGACGUUCUUGGCUUCUACCACCGCAUGGCACCGCCGGCGGGCAUGAGCUGGAUUGCGGCGCAGUCGGUGACGGGCGAGGCCCAGAAGUGUGACGAGAUCACACCUUGCGUCGGAGAUGUGCCGUGGGGCGAGAGUGCCCUUCAUGGCCUCUCGUCGGGCGUCAUCGUGCCCAUGGAGUUGGUGCCGACCUCCUCUAUCGCGCGUGCCACUGGCGGAGAAGAUGACGACGCCCGCAUGCUGGGUGCUUUGACGCACACGCGGGAAGGUCGGCGGCGCCGAGACUUCCGCGAGUCGGUGAGCCAGACGCAUCAGGAGGCCUUAGACGACUUCCCGCUGUCGGGCGAGCGCAGUUACCAGUGGCUGUGCGAGGACAUUAUCGAGCAUGGCGGCAGCCCCGACGGCCGCCAGACCAAGUGGAUGAGCGAGAGCGGCUGCACGACAGACUCGGCGGCCGCCCAUCUCCACGACCUCCUGGGGCUCUCCAGUGAGCUCGCGCAGACGUAUGACCGGGUCGACGGCCCGAACCUGGCCUGCAUGGAGGUGGUGGGGCGUACCUGCCAGCUGGCGGGGGAGACGAUGGGCAGCGUGAAGAUAGAGGGGGUCGAGCACUACAUCGGCCGCUCGAAGCAGAGUGCUUGCCGCGGCGUGGCAGUCCCCCCAGGCCUCGCCAAGUGCACGGCCGAGCAGCUCACGAGGGAGACCGAGAUCCAGAAGCAGCGGAGGCCCGCUGCAGCGCCGCCCGCUGCAGACUUUGCGACAUCUGCGGUGCAACCGCUCAGCGAGUGCCUCAACCUGCUUGGGGGCUACACCACGCCGCAGUGCACGCCAGAGCGCCUCUCGGACAUGGACAACCUUCUUCUUCGACGCGUUCGCGGCCUCUACCGUCAGAUGGAGGCGCCCGCUGGCGCGUCGGCCCAGGAAGCCUGCUCAGAGCUUAUGGGCCGCCCGUGUCUACACUGCGACACGUCCAACGACCUACCGCUGAGGUCAUAUGCACCACACCUCGCGGGCUGGCCCAACCUGGGGGUGUUCUCCGUCGCCAAGAAGGACUCCCGUGCCGCCUGGGACCUCGCUCUACUUCGCGGGAGUCGACGUGCAGACAGAACGCCUUCUACCAGCAAGCCCGCCUACCUGCGCCCGCCCUUCUGCCUGCCCGCGGUGGCCGCCGGCGAGUUAGGGGUCAGCAAGCUUGACGGCCGUCGCGUGGCGCCGUGGACGCGGCUGUAUCCUCAGUUGGCCGUGGCGCCCAUGGGUUGGAAUUGGGCGCUCUACUUUGUGCAGCGGGCCCACGAGCGCGCGCUGGACCAGUGCCCUGCCUUGAGGCCUGAGCCGCGCGCCGUGGACUUCGAGCCGCCCCCCUCGCCGCUCUCCGAGCCCGCCCACUCCCUCUGCGUCGACAACGCGCUGGUGGUGGGGACGGACCGCGAGGAGGUCACGCGCGUGAGGCGGCUCGCGCCCCAGACGCUAGAAGCGGCUGGUCUGGCCGUGUACGACGAGUCCGACGCCGCGGAGGCCAUGAUGAUGCUGGGCGGGCAGCUGGAGGGCCGCCCUGCGCGGGCGACCUUGGCGCCACGCCGCUUCUGGAAGCUGCGCCUCGGGAUCGGCUUCUUGUUGCAGCGACGGCCGCGGGUCACCAGUCGCGACGUCGAGCACCUUCUUGGCCACUGCACCUUCGCGGCGCUCUGCAGGCGGGAGAGCAUCAGCUGCUUCAGCGCCAUCUAUUGCUUCGUGCAGCAGGGGUGCCAGCGAGCGCGGCCGCUGUGGGCUAGAGGAGAUCUACACGCCGUCAAGCUGAUCCUGUCCGUCAGGCGUCGGCUGGACAGCGGGGAGCAGGCGCGGGACACCACUCGCCAGCUCUCCAUCACCGAGACGGCCGCUGUAGGGAAGCGGAGCCGCCACCAGUAUCGCAAUCUGCUGGAGCAGUUCUUGCUGGCCAGCAAGCUGCAGACGCUGGGCGUGGCUGCGCCCCUGCUGGGCGCCGCCGGGGUGAGGUUCUUCGACGAGCUCUACCUGGCAGGCAAGGCGGCGUCCACAGGCGAGGCCUUCCGCUUGACAAAAGGCCAGGUGCUGCCGCCACAGGCCAAGAUGCCCAAGGUUACGAUCCACAUCAACCCCGACUACCUGAAGAGGCCGAGCAAGACGGGGGAUAUGGACGAGACGGUCGACAUAGCCAGGCCAUGGCUGGCGUCGCUCAUCGUGAAGCUAAGCCAGGGCCAGCCGACCGACCCCCUCUGGACGUUCAGGAUGCCAGAAGUGAAGAGGGCCUUCGAAGAGGCGGCCAGCUCGUUGGACCCCGACGGGCUCAGGCCAGUGCUGUACAUGGGCCGGCGCAGCGGGGCCUCCAUCGACCGCUUCACGGGGGGGAUCUCGUUGCUGGGGGUCCAGCGGCGCGGGCGCUGGAGGCAGCCCGCCUCGGUUCGCCGCUACGAGAAGCGAGGCCUGAUCCAGGCGGUCUGGUCGCAGAUGACAGCGGCAGCGCGGGCCUAUUGCCUGCGCGCGGAGGUCGAGCUGCCCGUGCAGCUCAACAACGUCUGA